Nasonia vitripennis (jewel wasp) is the source of this 3414-nucleotide messenger RNA. RefSeq names its product leucine-rich repeats and immunoglobulin-like domains protein 3. The coding region runs from base 429 to 1907 and encodes 492 amino acids. NCBI's taxonomy places the organism in Eukaryota, Metazoa, Arthropoda, Insecta, Hymenoptera, Pteromalidae. Gene Ontology annotation, molecular function: protein binding. The transcript has 2 exons. The record is from RefSeq and is a predicted model, not a curated record.
AAUGUUUUAUUUAUAACCAUCAGAUUUAUCUAUAAUUCAUUAUUUUUUUGAAAGAACUUUGAUAAAAGUUUACAAUGAUUGCAAAAAAUGUGUGUAUUAACGAAAUCAUUACUUUUCAUUUGUAAGCUUUUCAUGAAAAAUAAAAUUUGGCAUUUGCUUUAUAAUUUCAACUUCUAUCAGCGUAGUAUCACGCGCGCAGUUAUGAAUGAAUUCGUCAAUAAUGCUCUGACACGUCCUUCACUCCUGAGCUACAGACAGCCUUGCUACUUUCGUGGCUUAAUUUCCAAUAAAAAUCCGUAUCAGAUGUUUAUGCAGAAAACAAAACAUUCCUCGUCUAUAAUACAUAAAAGCCUCGAAAUAAAUAGACAACUGCAUUUCUUGUGUGAUCGCCCAAGGAGACCAACGUCAAAUAAACUCAUUACGACACGAUGGCGGCGUGGAUCUUCCUCGUGCUUCUCCUCGAUUUUUCCUCGGCGCACCACUACUUCGAGCCAGGAGCCAUCCACUUCCCGCUUCGAGACGUUCAUCAGUCGAUAAACUUGGACACCUUCUUGGAGCGCAACCUGACGGUCGGCAAAUGCGGACAGGUGUCUGACCGACGAGUCGUGCUGAAUCUUCCGAAUCUAGGAAUGCCGUCGCCGCCGAACCCUUAUCCCGGCUUUAUCGAGAGCCCAAUGGUCAGCUGCGUCAACCUCGCCUCCAACGAGAUCUACCAGGUGAUACCGGGUUCCUUCGAUAAGCUGCCCAGUCUCAGCUACCUCGACUUGUCGCGGAACCGCAUUCAGUUCUGCGACUUUUUCAACUUCGGCACGUCCCAUCCGGGCUUGGUCACGCUUAUCAUCGAGGAUAACCGGCCACCCAUCGACAACAUCGACAGGGUCAUCGGCAAGGCCGACUGCUUUCCGGCCUUGCGUUAUCUCUACUUGCGCAAGAACUCCAUACGCGGCUUGAACUUCUCGCUGCGGCGAUCUUUCCCCGUGCUCACCCACCUCUUUCUCUCCGACAACGAGAUCGACACCAGCAACUUCAUCCACGACUUGCCUCCCACCUUGACCCACCUCUACCUCGAGCACAACCUCAUCAGCGGACUGGACUGCAAGAUCAUGAGGGACCUGGAGGCUCUACGUCUCGACGGCAACAUCAUCCGCUCCGUCUGCUACCGCAACUGCGACACCACCUCCCUCCGACUCGAGGGCGUGCACAAGCUGUCCACCUUGACCUUAUCCGACAACAGGAUCUCGGAGAUCGAGAGCUGCGCCUUCCAGGACGCCUCGGGUCUCCUGACCUUGAACCUCGCUCAGAACAACCUGGAGGAUGUGAAGCGCGAGACCUUUGAGCGUUUGGCAUCGCUGCAGGAGCUAAACCUUGACGACAACCACCUGAGGCACGUGCCCAACCUGUGCAACAACCUAAAGCUGACUAGCUUGUCGCUGAGGCGCAACAAGCUCCAGGAGAUUAGGCGCGAGAACUUCCGAGGCCUGAAAUUGCUCAGGUGUCUUCGUCUUGGCGGCAACAGGAUCGGCAGCAUCGAGGCCGGUUCUCUCGAGGAAAUGGAGAACCUCCAGGAGCUCGACCUGUCCGACAACGGACUGGACUUCAUACCUAGCGACUGGCUCAAGUGGCAGUGGAACCUGCGUACCCUAGACGUGCGGGGCAACAGAUUCAAGUGUCUGGAGCAGAUGAACCUCGGAGGCGCGCCGUUCCUCAACACGAUACACUUGCAGAAUAAUCCGGUCACUCAUAUCAGCGGUACGGUCGUAUCGAAACUCUCGCCGAACGUCGCGAUAAACUUGCACCACGACUGCAGCGAUAAAACGCGCAGACGCUCCGAAUGCUACGCCAGAUGCGACGAUCUCGAGGCUAAGUCGAGAAACGAAACUUACAUGAGAUGGGUCAAUAAUGAAUAAUCUUAUUGCCAUGUGUUUUUUUUUGCGUCUCGUAACGAUGCUGCUUGCUGAUUUCGAUGGCUGAAUGAGUUAUUUAUUUAUUGUAUGUAUAUUUGUAAGUUUAUACUGUAAGAUUGUAUUGUAUGUUUGUAUAAAAAUAAAUUUUUAUUUUUAAUACUUAUCCAUUUUCUCCUUGUGACUAAUUUAGACUAUUUUAUUGUAAAAUGAUUUGUAACUACUUACAAAAUGAUGAAACACUGUGCUAUAUGUAUCGAGCUGAGUAAGUACUUGCGUCCUACAGUGUAGUUUGAUGCGUUUCAAUCAUCAAAUGCGGCAUUUUCGCAGAUAUUCAUUUAUCGCGCUGUAUGCGCAUAUUAAAAGACUUUGACUUUGACUUCGAGUCUUCCGUAUGAAUACAUUUAAAUGAUGCCUUACUUCGAUGCAAUCGCCAAAACGGUAAAGAGGAAUAAAUGAUACUUCUCGCGUUUGCCGUCACGAUUUUAGCAGAUGUCGCCUGUGUGCUUGGCAACGAGAUUUUGCACAUAACAAAGUCGGGGGUUCCCCGACUUAUGCAUUCGUAUGUUAUCGAGUUGAAAUGCCAUUGGUCCAAUGCGUUUGAAUUUUUACAUCAUUCGCUCAUUCGCCAAUGAAAUUAACGAAAGAUGCGCAUGACUGAGAGAAAAAUUUCAUUGUGUCCAAUAAGAAGAGCCGAUUAUAAUAAAAAAUGGAUAUUUUUAAGUAGAGGUGUUUUCCUUACUUCUGAAGCACGCGUUUACGUAACUGAGUAAUUCUGUCAAUAAGCUAAGUGCGUCCGCACGUGUCAACACCCAAGAUCAUGAUUUUGGAGGAGGGAUGCCCUUUAGAAUGUCAGAAUAUUUGUAGAAGAAAGCGAAAUAAGCAACUUCGUCGCUGAUAAUUGCUUCUCAUAGAAUUUUACAAAUUUCUUAGAAAUUAAAUAAAGCGUGAUCGUGACCUUUAUGCACCUUAACCUUUCAGUAUCAAAAAUUAGAUGUUUUGUAUCGGAUGCCAUACGCGACUUCGUUUCUUUCUACGAAAAUCGAUUAAAACGAAAUUUCUGACGCAAAUAGAAGAAUAACAUAUAAAAUAUGAAUGAUACCCACAUUUUUCUGGGAGCAACCGAUACGUCAUAAUUAUUUAAUAAUUAUCGUCUUAAUUGGCGUAGUGAAAAAAACCAAUUCGAUCUUCAGAUAAUUUUUUAUAUACUUUCGGCCUUGAUUGUGCCAACGUUAUAUCGCAUUGAUAGCAUAAUGCCCGGAACGAAUCGUUUCGUCAAGACACUUGUUCUUGAAAACCCAAAUUUAAUCAAAUUGAACUGACGCCGAGACUGACGCAUAUGGGAAAAUCUAACGGUUAAGAAAUUUGUCCCUGAAACCUUAUAUAUAAGUUGUCCACAAUAAGUUUUUGUCACAGUUCGGGCACAGAAUCCGUGGGUCAAGCAUCUUAUAGCAUACAUUCUAGUCUUUUUUAUUUCAUUCGAUAAGAGCCAACGAUUUUGUGCAUGCGAAAC